Epinephelus fuscoguttatus (brown-marbled grouper) is the source of this 3098-nucleotide messenger RNA. RefSeq names its product copper metabolism (Murr1) domain containing 1 (gene commd1). Bases 15 to 587 code for a protein of 190 amino acids. The record is from RefSeq and is a predicted model, not a curated record. Gene Ontology annotation, cellular component: endosome. NCBI's taxonomy places the organism in Eukaryota, Metazoa, Chordata, Actinopteri, Perciformes, Serranidae. Gene Ontology annotation, biological process: negative regulation of sodium ion transmembrane transport; copper ion homeostasis; positive regulation of protein ubiquitination. The transcript is spliced from 3 exons.
GCUGAGAGGAAAACAUGGCGGACGUGGAUGUAGCGAAGUCUCUGAGCGGACUGUUGAAUGGAAUAGCUCAGAAAGUGUAUUAUAACAAGAGUGAGAUCACAGAGGAGCUGCUGAAGAGCGAGCUGUACCCGGAUGUGUCUCACGAGGAGUUCAGGGCUCUGCAUGAGAAGAUGAAAGGACUGCUAAAGUCUAUCGCCACAGCAGACAUGGACCAUGCCCAGCUGGAGGCCUUCCUCACGGCGCAGACCAAGAGGCAGGGCAGCGGUGGGGUGACUGCCGAGCAGGCCGCCGCCCUCUCUCGCUUCUGGAAGAGCCAGCGAGUGCGGGUGAGGGAGAGCUUGCUGGCUCAGAGCCGCUGGGAGCCCGGACUCAGGGGCCUCUCCUGGAGGGUGGACCUCCAGACUGCAGCCAGCCGGGGGGAUGCAGCCCACAGCGGCCCGGUCGCCCUGAUGGAGCUGGAGCUGGGCAGAGCCGGACAGGACUCAGAGUUUGUGUGUCUGGAGUUUGACGAAGCUAAAGUCAACCAGGUGCUGAAGAAGAUGUCCGAUAUCCAGGAGAGCAUUGACAGAAUCGUUCAGCGCACCUGAAGCUGUGUGCCAGAGUUUUUUCUUCAGACAGCAGAGAGACAGUGAGGUGGAGAGACGACAUCUGAAGAACUGUUUGUUCCUUGCAGAUCUGUGUUUGUCAGAAGGGAUCCAUCGUGGCUUUAGCAGCUGCCUUCAACUGAUCAACACAGCCACCCCAAGUUUUGUUUACUUUCGUAACCUACUGUAACUCAAAGUGCUGUUUUAUUAUUGUGUUUCUUACAUCAUAUUUACAGCCUCCUCUGGUUGGACGAUGGUUCCUUUAUGGUUCCCCUGCAGCACUGUCCUUUUUUAACCACCAGUUUGAAGCAGUGAAUAAUUCUGGAUGAUGCAGUGAAGCUGUAAGCAGAGUAUACAGUACCCCACUGAAGCAGGGUACUGUAUACUCUAGGUAUGAAAAACAGAUACCGCCCAAGCCUUAUACCUACCUGUAUUAUUAAAAUGCUAGCACAUUAACAAAGUUACAUCAACAUUAAUCUCAAAGCACAGCUGACAAAGUCCAGGUCAGACUGAUGAAAGUUGGCCUGUUGUUGUCAUUAACAUUAUCAGGCAGCUGAAAAGAGUUCAGAGCGUCCUGGUCCUUUAAGACAGUGGUGUCACCGUCUGGUCCUAAGCCCUGAUAUCAGGAGGAUACAGGUACAGAGCACGUCUGGCUCAUCGGGACAUCAGGACAGGAUUUAACACCACAGCUUUGAGAAUCAUUACACAGCUCGAUCCCCCAGUUCAGUUACAGAGUUUCAAUCUAAAUACAGGUCGUAAACUCUCCACACAGGAGAGCGGGAUACACGACUCCCUUUAAUUUAAACAUUAAUGAGCAAGUUUUCUUUUUUCAUCUUGGUUUUCUGUUGCUGUGUUCAGGCGGCAGGCUAAAUCACUUCACAGGUGGAUGACACUGAGAGUAGCAUGCAACAAAAGGCCGAUGUCAGCUUCACAGUAAACUCAAGUCAGUAAAAUUUGAACCAUAUAAACCUGCUUCAGGUCACAGCUCUACUUUAGAUCCACAGGACUGCACUUUCGACCCAACUCAACGUUAUGCUCCGAUAGUAUUGUGACACACUGUAUAUAAAAUGUUCUUACGCAGGUUUGUGCCAAUGAAGAUUAAAACUUGAAGAAGUUUCCCUUGACUUUUUUAUUGAUGUGUUUUCAUUCAGUUCUUUAUCGUGUGUCAGAUACUGAUACAAAUGUCAGAUUUAUUGUUUGAUGGCCUUCAAUACAACAAUGAUAUAAUCUAUCUUAACAGGGAAGCUGUUACAGGUUCAGUUCCCCAUCUGUGCUUUCCUCACAGUCACCAGACUCCACUGAGAAAAGCAGUAAUUUCAGCUCGGUGAACACGGGAGCUGCUGGUCUACCACUGCCUCAGUUGGUUAGCUAGUUUGUGUUAUUGGGUGACUUUGGUGAAUCCGAACUAACCCUUCACAGUGCCAGAGUCAUGCAAUAAGACAAAGUAAGUGUUAAAGGCAGCACCAGACCAGCAGCUCCUGCUUUAGGUACUGUUAAAUCAGUUGGCCCGUUUCCACCGCAGGAACCACCCUCGAAGGACAGAGUUCCAGAACUUUUACAGGGGCUAAACAAGUCCCUGCCUCGGAGUAGGUACUCAGAACGGCUCGAUAAACUCCUGGGUGCUGAUUGGAUAUACUCAAGGCGGGAUGUGACGUCAACAGAAAGCGACAAAAUAGCCGGCAUUUUUAAAACUCAGCAGACGAGGAGUUGCAUUUUUAUAGCUUCCACCACCAUGUAAAUGAAGAGACACGCCAGAAACCCAGCAACCACCUCAGCUCCUUCCAUGUUGAUAAUCGUCUUUCUUAUGUCUGCUUUCUUCUUCUUGCUUCUGCUUCGUACGUUCUUCUUUGUUUGUUUCUUUGCCGUGUCGCCCCGGUCAAAAUGGUCGUGCAACGUUUACAUCACAUCCACAGCCCGGUAACUUUACAGGAACCUUCCUCCUACUCUGCCCUCUCAGUGGAGACACGGUGGUUGAGAGGGCAGAGCGAGAGGACGUUCCUGUAAAGUUCCUGCCCCCCAAAUAGUACCAGGAACUUCUUCAGUGGAAACGGGCCUAGUGUUUUUCUCAGUGGAGUCUGGCUUUGAAGAGAGCGAUACAACAGCUUCAUUUCCCUUUUGGAAAUGGCUGUCUGACAGCAAAAUAAAGCAGUGAAAAUAUUCUAAAUAAAGCAUACACUUCUUAGGUGCUUAAAGUGUGUUUUGUUGCUGACCCCGUCCACCACAGUAGAUCGCUUCCAUAUCGGACUCUGCCUGCUUCUCCAAACUGGAGCUGAUUGACAUCUACUGUUUGUGAUAUACUGUCUGUGGAUAAGUAUGUGACUCAACUUCAAAAGAUCCGAACUUUGCCUUUAAUCCUUACGAUGUAGGAAGAUUUUUGAAGUACUUGCAGGGUGGAGUUCAGCGAUGUUUUUUGUCUGAUGCUUUAUUAAUCUGUAGAAAAACAGCUCAGUGUAAAUAUGUCUUUGUCCUUGUCAUAAUUGCUUUGUAAUAAACCUCAGUGACAUCAUGUUGGAG